This is a messenger RNA of Talaromyces rugulosus, 1320 nucleotides long. RefSeq lists its product as uncharacterized. The transcript is spliced from 3 exons. NCBI's taxonomy places the organism in Eukaryota, Fungi, Ascomycota, Eurotiomycetes, Eurotiales, Trichocomaceae. The record is from RefSeq and is a predicted model, not a curated record. Gene Ontology annotation, biological process: lipid metabolic process. Gene Ontology annotation, molecular function: phosphoric diester hydrolase activity. The coding region runs from base 1 to 1320 and encodes 439 amino acids.
AUGCGGUCCCUAUGGGUCGCUCCAGCUCUGCUGGCUGUCGUCUCUGCUGCUGCCGAUACUGCUGCCGAUUCUGCGACUGAUGCUGCUACCAGCCUAACCACCACAGCCGCUGGUGGGACGGUUCUUACCAUCCAAGGCACCAGAGAUCCCAUGAGCAUCGAUGUCGCGACCGGAUCAGUCACCUAUGAAUCCGUCACAGCCACAACGACCGUGCCCACCACCGGGUCCAUAACCGCAAUUCCCACCGCAUCCAAGGGCAACGCUUCCGAGAGUUCUACUUCUUCAGACACAAAGACCGUGCUUGUCGGUAGCCAGAGCACAUCCAAUGCAACAGUAUCGGGUACAGCCACUUCGGCCAUCCCGUCGGCCACAAACACCCAGCCUUGCAACGGAUAUGUCGAGUUUUGCGAUCGCAGCUACUCCAACAUCACCUUUGUGACCGCUCAUAACAGUCCCUUUGACCGAAAGGGCAAUCUCGCUUCCAAUCAGCAGUACCCAGUAACAACCCAGCUGAAUGAUGGCAUUCGCAUGCUUCAAUUCCAAGCCCACUACCAAAACAACACCAUGUACCUUUGCCAUACUUCGUGCUCCUUGCUGAAUGUUGGAACCCUCGAAGCCUACUUGACUACCGUUGUCCAAUGGCUACAGCAAAAUCCGUACGAAGUGAUUUCUAUCGUGAUGGGCAAUUUCGACCUGGUUCCAGUCGGCAAUUUCACCGACCCUAUUAUCAACUCAGGCUUGUCCAAAUACGUCUACUUGCCACCCAAAGUCCCGAUGGGCUUGGAUGAUUGGCCAACACUGUCCAAUUUGAUCCUGACUGGCAAACGAGCCAUCGUCUUCAUGGACUACCAGGCCAACCAGACUGCCGUCCCCUAUAUCCUAGACGAGUUCAGUCAAUUGUGGGAGACGACGUUUUCGCCAACGGACCGUAACUUUCCCUGCACCGUCCAGAGACCGCCAAAUCUAGAUUCGGCGGAUGCCAAAAAUCGUUUAUACAUGGCCAAUCACAACCUCAACCUGGAAGUUUCUUUUGCCGGCGCAGAUUUGCUCGUGCCCAACACAGCCGUGAUAAAUGAGACCAACGCUGUCUCCGGUUUUGAUGACUGGAACCGGCCUCCAAACUUUCUUCUAGUUGACUACUACAACGAAGGCAGCACCAAUGGCUCCGUUUUCGAGGUCGCUGCGCAGAUGAACAACGUCACCUAUAACGGCCAUUGCUGUGGAAGCGACACUUCGGCGGCGUCCGUGUCAAGCCCUCUUGACAAAAUGACUGUUGUGUUGAUGGCGAUUACAGUCAGUAUUAUUCUGACUUUGAUGUGA